AUUGUUUUUUUAUAUGUGUUGAUUACAAAUCACAAGUUAGGUUUCAUUACAGAUUUUUUUUAAAUGCAGUUAAAGAAUCUUCUAGUAAAUUCAUCUUUUCUUCUUUUUUUUUUUUUUUUCCCUUUGGUUGUGCGGCAUGUGGGAUCUUAACCACUGGACCGCCGGGGAAGUCCCAAACUCAUCUUUCUUUACAUAGAGAAAUCAUAAAUGCUUUUCUCCCCAAGGGCUCUAGGAAGGAGAAAUCAGUUUUGGUGGCUUACUUUGUGAGGACAUAAGUACACUUCAACAUUAGCUGCGUGGUUGUUAGGCUGCGCCCUCCAGACCUGCAGACCUUGUAAUUGCCCAGCCGAGAGACUGAAGAAAAAGCCCGGAGACAGUGACACAGAGACAUUAAUGGUUUAUUGGAUAGGGAGUCUUACAAGUCUUACAAUUCAGUAGAUGUGAAAAUUGAUGACCAGAGAAGUCACUUAAGACACAGUUACAUAGUAAUGAAAAGUGGAAGAGGAAUCAAAUCUUAGCACUCUUGGCUCCAGAGUCCAUGUUCUUAAACAUAGAUCAGUGGUUCUUUAAAUAAGCUUGCAUUCCAGUGAGCUAGAGGGCUUGAUGAAACACAGAUGGCUUACUCUGUGUAACUACAGAUGGCUGGGUCCCACUUCAGAGUUUCUGACUCAGAAGUUCUGAGCUGAGGCCUGAGAAUUUGCAUGUCUAACAAGUUCCAGAUACGGCUCCUGAUGCUGCUGGCCUCAGGCACACUUUGAGAACCACUAUAUUAUUAUCUUAAUUAAAUGUUAUUGAAGUGGCCUCCAUUUGACUCUCAAACUAGGAAAUAAAAGAGAAGAGGGGCUUCCAAAUAUUCUGGAAUGGUGAUGUUAUUAGGGUCAAUACAAAAUAUUUUUGCUGUUUUAAGUAGAGGAGAGAGAUCAGAGCAUGGGAAGAACAAGGGAAGAGGAAAUUGACAUUUAGCAUUUACUGGGCACCUCUUGUGUGCCAGGCCUGUGCCAGGUGCUUCAUGUUCAGAAUAUCAUCAUGCCAUAGUAUGAAGUAGGCUGUGAUAUCCGCAUUUUACAGACUAGAAAACUGAAGUCGAGUGAUGUUAAGUCACUUAGCUAAAGUUAUAGAGUGACUAAGGUAGGAUAAGAAUUCAGGUUUGUCUACGCUUGUGGUUUUUCCUCAAAACCACCUUGGAAAUGUGUGUUUGGAGGGCAUUUGGAGAGACCCUGUCAGAAUGAGCAGAAAACUAAAAUUCUGGGUUAAUUGUCUAAUACGUGGCAUGGAACUAUCUUUAAGAAUGUGAAAGUGGUGAUGUGGGAACUGGGGAGACGCUAAGUCUUGCUUUACCCAUAUUUGGAUGAAAAUGGCCUAUUUAAAUGAUUUACCUCUCAGGUAUUAACCUGGGCAAGGGAAUUGCAAGAGUCUCAGGGUAGCCAUGCAAGAAGAGUUACUUCACCUGACAACAGCUUUGGAUUUCAAAUGAUAAAGGAGGUCAAUUACCCAUGAAAAUAUCUGUUUGGGGCUGAAUUGUGCCCCCUCUCUCCCAAUUCACUUGCUGAAGUCCUCACCCCCAGUAUCUCAGAAUAUUAUGUAUUUGAAGAUAGGGCCUUUAAAGAGGUAAUCGAGUUAAAAUGAGGGCAUUAGGGUGGGCCAUAAUCCAAUAAGACUGGUGUUCUUAUAAGAAGAGAUUGGCACAAACACAGAGAAAGGAACACAUGAAGAUACAGGGAGAAGGCUGCUGAUUUUUUUUUUUUUUUUUUUUGGCACUACUGUUAUCCCCAUCUUAAAACAGUGUUGACACAUACUAGGAGUUCAAUAAACAUUUAUCCUUAAGCUAAAUUAAAAUGAAUUAAACAAAAAAUUGAAUGGAAAAAUCUACACGAGUUAAUUUUUACCUCAUGGAAAACUAUGUUGCACCAAAAACUCCCUGGUCUUGGACUCCUCCAUUGCUCAUUAAUAUAACCGUCAUCUUGUUUGUGGACAGGAUGAUGCAGCAUGAGCAAGGUCCUCAGCCACACAGGUGUCUGAAGGUAAAGCUGAGAAUCCCAGGAGCAGAGCAGAAGGAGCUGUGGAAGGGGCACAGAGCUGGAACUUGGGCCAAGUAAGGGGGCCUCACAGGGUUACUCCCAGUAGACUGGCAUGUGGUCUGCUUUCUGCCACCAUAGAUACAAUUUGCAGGUAUGAGGGUGUGCAACCAACUGACCCAGGUGUUAGUCACAGGAUGGGCACUUGGCAAAAUAACUGACCUGGGUAAAAGGCCUUGAGUGUGAAUUACAAAGAAUUUCCCACAGAGAGAAAACAAGCCCCUGUAAUCACAUCACAGCGUUCAGCUCACUGAUUCUGAAUACAGCUACUGCUUACCCUUAGUCAUCUGGAACACACGGCCCCUGGUCCCCAUCGGUCCGAGUACUCUUGACUAGUCAUGCCAUGUGUGCCAAUGAGAUAGCUCUUAGGUUGAAAACAUAAUGAUAGUAACCAGCCCCUUUCCCUAAAUGAAAUGCAGCUGGAUUUCUUUGCCCAUCUUUCAGCUCAGAGUCAAAAUCAAAGUCUCUGGAUGAUAGACUUGGGGGGACUGGAAAUAGGAAACAACAUAUCAUUUCAAACUGUUUCAGAAGGCAGGGGGCUGGAAAGGUGUUGGACCUGGGAGGACAGGGGCUGGAGGGAAAGAUCACAGAACCAGGCCCUAGUUCCAGUCCUGCCAGUGACGUGCUAAGUGAUCCAAGGGAGUCAUUUGUUCUCUGAGCUUCAGUUUCCUCAUCUGCCAAACAGAGGUUUUAGCUAUUUCCUCCUAGUCAUCUCUAGAAAGCUGUUACUAAAACACGUUAGAAAUGGUCAGGCCAAUAGUUUAAUGUUGGUAACACAAUGUGAAAUAUCCUUAUCAAUAAAUGAAAUAAUACUGCUCAGGGCUUACGGCUAUGUCUGAAUUUAUUGCUGUGUCUGAAUUUGGAGGCUCAGGUGGGGAAAGGUGUUACCAGAUUGAUAAAAUUCAUAUUUGAGUCAUCGUCCAUGACAUGUGCUAGCACCUAAUGGAUUCUAGGCUCUCUUUUUGAUGCUUGGGGAUCUAGAGUUCGUUCCUCAUGAAACUUACACCUUGCAAAAACACACUCUAAAUGUACAGAGUCAUCAAGUAACUCAACAGUCAAGUAACUACAGGAAUAGAAGGAAACCAAGAGAUGAAGUGGUCAGCUCUGUAAAGAAAGUCAACAUAGCCUGCCUCCUUAAUCAUGACUUACCAUAUUCAAGACUGUGUCCCUCAGAAUCGUUACUGCUUCAAUAGGAAGGAAUAGAAAAGAAACUUGGAAAAAUAAGACAUUUUUGAGUGAGAUAAAAAGCAGAAGGAAACCCACAGUUAAUUUAACUCAAAGUACUGGGUUCAGUGAGUGUGAGCAUAGUAGGUUCCUUUACUCAAGGCAAAUGUCUGUUCAGAGUUAAAGCAGGAGCUGGAAAACCUUAAGGCAAACAGAAGUCAAAUUUUCAGAGAGGUACAAACAAAGGUCAUGAUACAGAGGGAAAGGAGCAAUUAACAUGGGGUGGGGAGCAGACGGGAAUCAGUGAAAAGUUUACCGAUGAGAUGGCAUUUUAAUGAAGCUUUGCAGGAUUAGUAUUUCAGCUGAUAGAGGAGGAGAGAGACUGGAGAGCCAUCUAGCCAAAACUCAGGCAUGAAAAUCCAUUGGGUGUGGGGAAAUGCAGUGGGGAAUGAGGCUGGAAAGAUAAGCUAUGAUGAGAUGACACGGCCCGGUCUAGGAUGACACACGUGAGGUGCCUGGGGUGCACAAUUUAAGGAGGCAUUCACUCUCAGGGUCGGACAAGCGGGGUUGGCACAGUGGCUUUGGUCAUUAAGUAGAGGGUUGAUGUCAAAAUUUCCCACAUGAGAGACUUCUGCUUCUGGUAAGAUGGAGUAGAUGUACCUUUCCUUACGCUUCCCACUAACUGCAACUAAAAACCCUGAACAUAUAAAACAAACAUAAGACUCUGACAGAUGGAGAGACGAAAACAGACAAGCUUAGUAACCUUGAGAUCCAAGGAAACAUGGUGGUGAGUCCCCUGGAUUUUGUUUUUGCUUCAUAUUUCCAGACUUGGAGCCAAAGAAGCUGGCAACCUGGAAACACCAGUGGGUGCAGACAAAAAAUCCCAACAAAAGCCUGCUGUUUCUAGCCAAAGGACCAGGAAACAGGCAGUCUAGAAAGAAGGAAAUAACUGCUGUGUUCCAGCCAAAUGCCACAGAAAAAACUGGUCUCACUUCUCCUCCCCUUUCUGUCCCCCACAGCAGAGACUACAUGCAGAAACUAGACUUCCAUUAUCACCAGGCUCUAAAGAGGUGUCCCAACCCCCUCUCUCCAGGUUAGUGCCCGAGAAGCCUGAGUAGAGCUGAGACCUGCAUCCCUUCCCAGCCCCUGUGGUGUCAGUGGAGACCUUGGGAAGUCUGGACUUCCGCCCUCAUCUGGUGGAGAUGAGGCACUGUUCCACCUAACCGAUGCAGUGAUACCAGAAGAAGCCUAGUGGAAAUUCAAGACUUUAUCUCCCAGCAGUAAUAAAGCCACCUCCAAUGUGGUGUCAUUGGAGACCAAAGCACGAGGGGUUUUUUCUUCAGUCUUUACCAUAAGAACCUAAUUGAGUUCCUAGAGGUGAAGCUUCCCAAGUUAACACGGUAAUUAUGUUCUGCAUUGGUGGCGGUAUCCUUUUGGCUGUGCUUGUGCUGAUGGCUGCUGUCAUCUGUCUUUACUACAAAGUAGCCAACGCAUUGAAAGUUCCAAAGGUACCUAUUUCUUCAGCCUUAAAAGAUGAUCCAAACAUGGUCACCCAGGACAAGGUCACUGCGGCCAUCACCACUGGGUCUUAUCCCAGCCUCCAGUGCUGUGAUGAAUGUAACUUGUAUGCUGGCUUUGAUGCCCUGCCACCGUGCUUCUGUGAUGCAAACGAGGGACUCUGACUUGGGUGGGCACAAAUAUCCUUGUGAGCGAUAUUUCUUUAUUAGUAGAAUGUUUUAUUAUUCAAGUCAAGUUUUAUACUGUUUACAUUAUAUCAUGUACUAUGUAACAUAUUUAUGUACUUUUGAAUAACUGAAAUAUUGAAAAUAAUCCUCUCUGCCUCCAGUAUUGUUGUUGUUAGUUAUAAAAGUACUUAAAUUUGUGUAGUACCCACUUUGGGACUUGGGGCAACUAGCUUAUAAAGUUAUACUGCAAUGUAAGGAGAGUUAGAGUAGAAAAUACACCUAUAUAUCCAACCCCAGAAAAAAAAUAUUGACCUUAGAGUGUUUCUAGUUUCAGACCCUGCUAAACUUCCCACGGUCGGCCCUCCUCCUUCUAAGGGCUUCAUUCACUCUCAUCCAGCUACUCUACCAUGGGCAGUUGUUACACUGCCCUGGAGGGAAACUCCAUUCAUCCCAGAGGGAGAACAGCCAGAUGGGCUACCUCUGGGUUGAGGUUGCCUGAUAUGUGCAAUCAUGGGGUUGAGCUCUGUGGUGUCAAAAGGACAUUUUAAAAACCUGAGAUUCCUCCUCCUGCUAUCCUCCAAAUCUUCAGAAGCAGAUUUUUUUCUUCUUUUUGGAUCACUUUAACACUGAUUAUUGCUGACUCAGCUGUCAGUGUCUUUAACUGCAAACAGGAACCUCCCGCUGAAUGGUGAAGCCCAGAUCCUCCUGGUCUCAGCAGUAGGCAGGAGGGUGCACCCCUUGUCACUCCUGCUCGUCUGCUCCCUUCUGUUCCUGCUUUUUCCUCUGAACCUCUGGAACCCCCUUCUAACCAUAGACUCUCCAUUUGUAACCACAAUUUGUUCUUUUUUUAAAAAAAAAAAACAUUUGAAAUGUUGA
Molecule: messenger RNA, 5800 nt
Organism: Aethalodelphis obliquidens (Pacific white-sided dolphin)
Lineage: Eukaryota; Metazoa; Chordata; Mammalia; Artiodactyla; Delphinidae
Product: protein FAM24B-like
Exons: 3
Coding region: 4646-4921 (91 amino acids)
Source: RefSeq, a predicted model, not a curated record